Messenger RNA from Diachasmimorpha longicaudata, 3090 nucleotides. It is a transcript of the gene DNAlig1, whose product is annotated as DNA ligase 1. The record is from RefSeq and is a predicted model, not a curated record. Gene Ontology annotation, molecular function: ATP binding; DNA ligase (ATP) activity; DNA binding. Gene Ontology annotation, cellular component: mitochondrion; nucleus. The transcript is spliced from 3 exons. The coding region runs from base 19 to 2784 and encodes 921 amino acids. NCBI's taxonomy places the organism in Eukaryota, Metazoa, Arthropoda, Insecta, Hymenoptera, Braconidae. Gene Ontology annotation, biological process: lagging strand elongation; Okazaki fragment processing involved in mitotic DNA replication; DNA repair.
AAUUGAUGAUUAUUCGUUAUGAUUGGUCUGCCCUUAGUACUGUUACGUUCAGCCACUCUGUGGAGACAAGCAACAUUAUUAAAUUUAACAAAUAAAUCACGAGUUACUCAUGUUUGUCAUUGCCUCCAUCUCAGCGUCGUUGAUAACACGAAGAAUAAAAAUGGAAAGGACAAAUCUGAUGGAAAGAGGAAGCGAGUCAAUGGCAGUAGCAGCAGUAGUGCAGCUGAGUCGCCGCCAUCGAAGAAGCCCUCGGUCCUGGGACAGACUAAAAAAACGAAGUCUCAGGUUGAGAAAUCCAAGAGUAAUCAGGGUAAGCUGACCUUUUCGAAACUACCCCCGAAGGAGGUGUCUGAAGAGAAAACAACUGCAAGCAGCAGUGGUCUCAAUAUCAAGAAACCGGGAAAAAAGAGGUCCAGGAUAAUUCGGGAGGACUCGAGUGAUGACGAGCCACAUCUUCCAUUACCAGACAGUCCAGUGAAGUCGGAAGAGCCACCCAGCAGCCCCCAGGACCCAAAAAACUCCUCGAAAGUCAUAUCUUCAGGAUCUGAAGCAGACCCAGACGAAGCAACGUCUUCUCCGCCCCCCAGCACAUCCCCCGAGCCUAAAAAACCCCAGAAAAACCUGGCCAGUAUUUUUAACAAGCCGCAGAAGACAUCUCCAAGCCAACAAAAACGUUCUGCUCCUGAAUCCGACGCCACAGAUCCUCCAAAGCCCAAAAAAUCCCCGGAGAAAUCCCCCUCCAAUUCCACUCACAGUUUUUUCACCAGCAAAUCUCAGAAAAAGGAUCAGGAAAAUGAUAAAAAAGGAUCCAACACUCACACCUACGACCCCAGUACUAAUAACUACCACCCGAUCGACUCAGCCUGCUGGAAGAGAGGUGACAAAGUUCCCUACAUAGCCCUCACAAGAACCCUCGAGCUCAUCGAGAAAACUAGUGCAAGACUGAAGAUGGUGGAGAUUCUCGCGAAUUUCUUCAGAUCUGUCAUCGUUCUCACUCCAAACGACCUCCUAGCGAGUGUAUACCUGUGCCUGAAUCAACUAGCCCCAGCAUACGAAGGUGUAGAACUAGGAAUUGCUGAUACAACUCUCAUGAAGGCCAUCGCUCAGUGCACAGGAAGAACGAUGGCACAAAUUAAAGCCGAUGUUCAGGAGGCUGGGGACCUGGGAAUUGUCGCAGAGGGCAGUCGUUCCAACCAAAGAAUUAUGUUCCAACCCGCCCCGUUGAUGGUCUCCCAUGUCUUCUCGAAGCUGAGGGAAAUCGCUGAAAUGACUGGGGCAUCCUCAGUUGGGAAGAAAAUUGACAGGAUCCAGUCGCUGUUCGUUGCCUGUCGUUUCACUGAAGCCAGGUACCUCAUAAGAUCUCUCGCUGGUAAACUGAGGAUCGGACUUGCUGAACAAUCAGUUCUCCAGGCACUUGCUUUAGCCUGUGCCCUCACUCCUCCAGAUCAGGAGUACCCACCGGAGGUCAUCAACGCCAGUAAAAAAAUGUCAACUGAUGCAUUCAAACAAAAAUACGAGGAGAUCGCGUUGAUCAUUAAGACAACCUACUGCGAGUGCCCUAAUUACAAUCUGAUUAUUCCGGUUAUUCUCGAGGAUGGUGUGAAGGUAUUGCCGGAAAAAUGCAAACUCCGUCCGGGAAUUCCCCUGAAGCCAAUGCUCGCUCAUCCAACCAAAGGUGUUCAGGAAGUUCUCACCAGAUUUGAGGGCCACAAAUUCACCUGCGAGUGGAAAUACGAUGGAGAACGAGCACAAAUUCACGUGAAUGAUGGUGGAGCUGUGUCGAUAUACUCCAGGAAUCAGGAGAACAACACCAGCAAAUAUCCUGACAUCAUUGGUAGAUUGAAAGCAGCUGUGAAGGAUACUGUCAAGAGUUGUAUUUUAGAUUGUGAGGCUGUCGCAUGGGACAGGGAGAAGAAGCAGAUACUUCCGUUUCAGAUACUGAGCACCAGGAAGCGCAAGGACGCCAAUGAAUCCGAUAUCAAGGUCCAGGUGUGUGUCUUCAUGUUUGAUCUUUUGUAUUUGAAUGGGGAGGCACUCGUUACUGAGCCGUUUAGCAGGAGACGAGAACUUCUGAAAGAGCAUUUCAACGAGCUCGAGGGGGCGUGGCGAUUUGCCACGAGUUUGGAUACAACGAAAAUGGAGGAGGUUCAGGAAUUCCUGGAGGAGUCGGUCAAGGGAAACUGCGAGGGUCUCAUGGUGAAGACAUUAGAGCAAGAUGCGACUUAUGAGAUUGCUAAGAGAUCGAGGAAUUGGUUGAAAUUGAAGAAGGAUUAUCUUGAAGGAGUUGGGGAUACUCUGGAUGUCGUUGUCAUUGGGGGGUACCUGGGGAAGGGGAAGAGGACUGGGACCUAUGGGGGAUUUUUACUGGCUUGUUAUGAUCCGGAGAAUGAGGAGUAUCAGAGUCUCUGUAAAAUUGGGACUGGAUUCAGUGAGGAUGAUCUUGCUAAGCAUACGAGCUUUUUGAAAGAGCACGUCGUACCUCAGGCUAAGGGAUAUUAUCGAUAUGACAGCAGUCUUCAACCUGAUCACUGGUUUGAACCGGUUCAGGUCUGGGAGAUCAAGUGCGCGGAUUUGUCACUUUCACCGAUUCAUCGAGCCGCAGCGGGGAUCGUCGAUCCUGCGAAGGGAAUUUCUCUGAGGUUUCCGAGGUUCAUCAGGAUCAGGGAGGACAAAACUGUGGAGGACUCCACGUCGGCGCAACAGGUCGCUGAUAUGUACAAAAAUCAGGAGCAAAUUGUCAAUCAGCAGGGCACGACUUCCGUCAAUGACGAGGAUUUUUAUUAAUUUUUUGGGACAAUUGUUGAUGACGUGAGACAUUGGUCGUGUGGACGAAGGAAUAUUCUUUUAAUUGUUCGUGGGGAAUUGAACGCGGGGAUUAUUUGUAGCGAAGUCGUCAUUGAAUAGUCUCGAGGGGCCCAUCGUGGGGUCUGUGAAUGAUUUAGGGGAUCGUUUUUUUUUAUUGUGACUGAGAGGUGUGAGGAGUUGAUGAUAUGAAUGAAGGAAUAUUUUUUUUAUUGUUCGUGGAUGUCAUUGUCAUAUUUUGAAUAUUUUUGUGAAAAUGGAAUACAGGCUUUUUUCGAGAAAAAUUGA